Messenger RNA from Aspergillus heteromorphus CBS 117.55, 612 nucleotides. RefSeq names its product E2 ubiquitin-conjugating protein MMS2. Bases 43 to 462 code for a protein of 139 amino acids. Gene Ontology annotation, cellular component: nucleus. The transcript has 5 exons. NCBI's taxonomy places the organism in Eukaryota, Fungi, Ascomycota, Eurotiomycetes, Eurotiales, Aspergillaceae. The record is from RefSeq and is a predicted model, not a curated record. Gene Ontology annotation, biological process: protein K63-linked ubiquitination; DNA damage tolerance.
CUUGUUGAUUUUUGAUCUACCCGACAUUUCCUUGCUCACAAGAUGGGAGCCAAAGUUCCCAGAAACUUCCGGCUGCUCGAAGAGCUAGAGAAGGGUGAAAAGGGCUUGGGAGCAGAGUCAUGCUCCUACGGCCUCGCUGAUGGGGAUGACAUGAUGAUGAGCAACUGGAACGGCACCAUCCUGGGCCCCCCUCAUAGCGUCCACGAGAAUAGAAUAUACAGUGUCAAUAUCCAUUGUGGCCCGGAUUACCCCGAUAACCCACCGACCAUUCAAUUCGUCUCUCGAGUCAACCUGCCAUGCGUUGAUACCCGGACCGGAAAGGUCGAUCCCAGCAAGCUGCCCUGUCUGGUUCAGUGGAAGCGCGAGCAUACCAUGGAAACUAUCUUGGUCGAGAUCAGGAGAUACAUGGCUCUACCCCAACAUAAGAAGCUCCCGCAGCCCCCGGAAGGCUCGAACUUCUAAAGCUGCAACGUUGUGAAUGGUUCAGGGUUCGAAAGCGGAGUAUUAUGGUUGGUUUCUUGAGUCAGGUUCAUCUGUGUUUCCCUUCAUUGGCUUAUUAGAGCAUGUACAGUCUAUGCAUAACGGCGGGCAUUGGCGCGGUUUCCUUUGAAG